AUGGAUACAAAGGCUGACGAACUGAAAACUAAAAUCGCUAAUUGCAAACGAAAAAUAACAAAUUUCGCGAAAUUUAUCGAAGGAUAUUCCGCUGAUCGCGAUUUCCCUACUCUCGAAAAAAGAACAAAUGACCUCGAUAGGGAAUUUGAAGAAUUUAAUAUUCUAUACACUGAAUUAGAAGUGCUUGUUAAUGAUCCCACCCAUGAGGAAUCCCAUACUGAUUACGAGGAAAAAUUCUAUAUAGCGUUCGGGAAAGCAAAAGCGUAUAUAAAUGAAUAUAAUGCAAAUCAACACCACCCGUCGUCUUCGCGAAAUACCGGACGCAAGAUUCUUACUGAUUCCGUCCGAAAUACAAAAAAAAACUUGCCGCGUGUAAAUUUACCGACUUUCAGUGGAUCCUAUGAGGCUUGGUUGGGAUUUCAUGAUUUAUUUAAAUCGCUUGUUGACAACAAUGAUGACUUGCCCAACAUCGAAACCUUAUAUCACCUCAAAGGCUCUCUGAAAGACGAAACCGGGGAAAUUAUCGCGUCUCUAGAACUUUCAUCGGAAAACUACAUAGUCGCCUGGGAAUUACUCAAAGAGCGCUAUGACAAUAGAACAAUAAUUCGCCAAACUCACGUAAAAGCUUUAUUGAAUUUACCAUACUUGUCUAAAGAUUUUCCAGUGCGUUUCCUUGUAGAUCAAAUUCAAAAACACGUUAGAGCUCUUGAGGCGUUGAAAGAACCUAUCGACAAAUGGGAUACCCUCUUAGUCGAAAUUAUUAAACAAAAACUUAGUUCGUUUAUUCGCGAAAAAUGGGAAGAUUCCAGCUGUGAGUCAGAAAGCCCCACCUAUAAGGAAUUGAUAUACUUCCUUCAACGCCGCGCGCAAUUAGAAGACCCAAAGUCAGGUCAAAUUCAGGGCAAACCCCUAAACGUUUCGGAUAAAAAAUUGUCUCGGUCGCAAUUUAGCCACCACUCCCAGCAAGCAUUCGUAGCUUCAACUGCAAUUCCCCCUUGUCCACAUUGUCAGGGUGAACAUCCAAUCUACGUUUGCGUUCUAAUCAUCGUGUUACUGACUGCAAGGGCAGUUCUUGUCGUAAUUGUGGCAAAAUGCAUCACACACUGUUACAUUUCGAGAAACGAUCGUUUAGUGAGCGUGUCGAAACUGCAUCUGUCGAUCAGAAUCCAUCGCUCGUUAAUCUGCAUGCUCAUAUUUCGUCCGAGGGCUUGCUAG
Molecule: messenger RNA, 1215 nt
Organism: Belonocnema kinseyi
Lineage: Eukaryota; Metazoa; Arthropoda; Insecta; Hymenoptera; Cynipidae
Exons: 1
Coding region: 1-1215 (404 amino acids)
Source: RefSeq, a predicted model, not a curated record